Tyto alba (common barn owl) is the source of this 8229-nucleotide messenger RNA. It is a transcript of the gene ETNK1, whose product is annotated as ethanolamine kinase 1. The coding region runs from base 177 to 1268 and encodes 363 amino acids. Gene Ontology annotation, molecular function: ethanolamine kinase activity. The transcript has 8 exons. Gene Ontology annotation, cellular component: cytoplasm. The record is from RefSeq and is a predicted model, not a curated record. NCBI's taxonomy places the organism in Eukaryota, Metazoa, Chordata, Aves, Strigiformes, Tytonidae. Gene Ontology annotation, biological process: phosphatidylethanolamine biosynthetic process.
UCCCAGGCUGCUCCGCGCCGCAGCCGGGGGAGGUGGAGCCGCUUUAUCGAGAGCCGAAGUGGAAAUUUCCCCCUCUCAGUUGCCGGCUCCGCCGCGGAGGAGACGCCAGCGACAGCCGCUCGCCCUACCUCGCCCCGUGUCGCGUCCCGUCCCGCCCGACCGCUCGCCCCGCUGCCAUGUCCAACUACAUCCACGUCCCGCCCGGCUCCCCGGAGGUGCCCAAGCUGGACAUCACUGUCAGCGAGCGGGAGGGGCCCGGCUACCGCCAGGGCGCCCUGCAGCUUCUGCGCCGCCUGCGGCCCCACUGGAGACCCGAGGAGGUGACGCUGCAGCUGUUCACCGAUGGAAUCACCAAUAAGUUAAUUGGCUGCUAUGUGGGUGACAUAACGGAUGAUGUCGUCCUAGUUAGGAUCUAUGGAAAUAAGACCGAGCUCUUAGUAGAUCGAGAUGAAGAAGUGAAGAGUUUCCGCGUGCUGCAGGCCCAUGGCUGCGCACCUCAACUAUACUGUACUUUCAAUAAUGGCCUGUGCUACGAGUUCAUGCAGGGAGAAGCCCUGGAUCCAGAGCAUGUAUGCAAUCCAGAUAUUUUCAGACUCAUUGCCAGACAGCUUGCUAAAAUCCAUACUAUUCAUGCACACAAUGGAUGGAUCCCUAAAUCUAAUCUGUGGCUCAAGAUGGGGAAAUACUUCUCUCUCAUACCCGCAGAAUUUGCAGAUGAGGAAGUAAAUAAAAGGUUUUUAAGUGAUAUUCCAAGUCCUCAAAUUCUUCAGGAAGAGAUGGCCUGGAUGAAGGAAAGACUGUCAAAUUUAGGAUCACCAGUGGUACUCUGUCACAAUGACCUGUUGUGUAAGAAUAUUAUUUACAACAAGAAGCGAGGUGAUGUGCAGUUCAUAGACUAUGAGUAUUCUGGAUACAACUACCUGGCUUAUGACAUUGGAAAUCACUUCAAUGAAUUUGCAGGAGUAAAUGAGGUAGACUACAGCCUUUAUCCUAACAGAAAAUUACAGGAACAAUGGCUGAGAUCUUACCUUGAGGCCUACAAAGAAUAUAAAGGAUUUGGCACAGAAGUCAGUGAAAAAGAAGUUGAAGUUCUAUAUGUCCAAGUCAAUCAGUUUGCACUGGCUUCCCACUUCUUUUGGGGACUGUGGGCUCUAAUUCAAGCCAAAUAUUCCACCAUUGACUUUGAUUUUCUAGGGUAUGCAAUUGUUCGGUUUAACCAGUAUUUCAAAAUGAAGCUGGAGGUCAUGACAUUAACUCUUCCUGAGUAAUGAAGAGGGAGAAACUUACCAAGUGGAUAGACAACCCCUGAAUCUUUUCUGAGAACAGAUACUGGAAAAAAAGCUAAACAUUUAUUGAAGUUCUAUAAUGCUCACUUGGUGGUUCUUGCUUUAUAAAUAAUGCCUCUAAACAGUCCUUCGAUGUUAAAUUUAAUAUGAAGAGCAUACGUACUGCUGUUGAUAUAAAACAGAUUAGAAACUUGCUAAACCUAUAAAAAGUUGUAGAAAUGGCAAUUUAAUCCUUCUUUGUGAUUUAACAUAUGUUGUAUGUGAAUUAUUUAUUAUAAGUUUAACAUGAUUCCAUUGCUGCUUUCAUCAGUUUCUGUAAAAGUUGAGUUCAGACAGUGAAGUUGUUCCAAAGGAUUUGUUUAACAACUUAUUUUAUUGAAGUUGCAUUAACUUAUAUUAAAGAAAACAUGAUGAGAGAAUAUUAACCUUUUAGAUGUAUACAAGUAAAAUGAGUGAUAAUAGACUUGUGAGAACACCAGUGUGAUGUAACUAGGGAAAAAGGUUAGGAUGAUCUUUUUUUUUUUUUCCCCCAUCUCUUUAAAAAAAGAACAAGGUAGCUUUCCAUAUGAUGGUACUUCAGUUUUGUAUAAGAAUUAACCAGCUUGCUGGAAAGAUAAAUAAUGUUUUGAUUUUUCCUUCUUGAUGUGUUAAGCUGUAGAAAUGUGAAAUUUCUGUGGCCAUCAUUCUUUGAGGAUAUGUACCAUCUCUAACUUCUGUGGGAAAGCUGCUUGUUUAUUUAGUGUACUUUUAAAGCAAAAGACCACUAUUCCAAAUCUAUAUUCCUUUUUGAAACUUGAUUCUAAAUUUGAACACUAUUCUGGUGUCUAUAUUUGAUGUGCGUCAGCAGUAUCUAGCAGAAUGGAUUAUUGAAUUGAAGAUUAGUGAACAGAGAUCCUGUUGCACUGGGGAGCAAGACGCUUAGGUUUACAGUUUGUGAAUUAUUGACAUUUUUCUGCUUUGUCAUCUUCUAACCUUGGAUUCUAGUCUUAAAUGCUUGGUCUUGUAGUUGCAGAUUCUGGUAUGUCUGGUUUUAUGUGUUUGGGUUUUUUUAAAUUUUAUUUUAUAGUUUGUUUUGUUGUUUUUGCUUGGUGUUGUUUUUUUUUCCCCUCUCUCUUUCUUCCUGUGGCAGCAAAUUACUUUUCAAGGUCUCCAGUUUGAAGGAUAAUAUGGAAAAGUAUACGACUUGAACAAUGGGGCUUUGAUCAUCACACAGUUUUCUUAUUUCUUAAAGCUAUUAUACCAAGAAUGGUCUGGAUUACAAAAUGUGAAUUGAAAAGAAAAUGUUUACUUAGAAAAACAAUGCAUAAGCUUGCAUGGAAAAGAGGCUUUAAAUCUAAACGGGGGUGGGAGGGGAAGAAACCCACAACAGAAAAAUAAAACCCAACAAUGCAGUGUGGAGUUGGGCAGGCAUGUGCUCAACUCUGAUUAUACUCUGAAAAACUUUGCACUUUGGUCACAUAAGUGCCCACACAUACAAAGUCUGUGUGUGUGCAUGUAUGCGCGCAAACACAAACUUACCUGAAGAGUAAAUAUUGUGGGGAGUCUGUUGUACAGACUCCAGCAAAGAUAUUUAUUCAAAAUUGCUUUAUGGCACACAGCUGUGUGUGUAUGUGUAUAUAUGUGUAUGCAUAUGUACACAUAUAUAUACAUAUGUGCUUUACAAAAGCUUGGAUUGAUUCAGGACAAAGAAAAUUGAUGUGAAUGAAAAAUUUUCACCUUGAAAGACCAUUUUGAAUGGCAUUCUGUUAUUUUACAAAAGCAAGGUUUGGGAUUUUUUUUCCUUCUUAAUUUGUUUAUAUUCAUCUCUGAAUGUUUCCAAUUUAAAAAAAAAAAAUUCCUUCAGUCAAAACCUUAAAAAUACUGAUAAAAAUGGGAGAACUGGGAUUUUUUUGUAACUUGAAAUUAGGUAACCAUUUCCGUUAGCAUUUGUUAUCUGGAGGCUAUUUUACUGGACAAAUUUUCUUGGUAGUUAAAUAAAAACAAAUAGCUAAAAUAGACAUUUAUAUUUUCCUUUGUAGCAGUUAUCAAGGAUGUUGCUAGAGCUCAUAAAAGCACUGAAGACUUUAAUUUUCUGUACUUUUUCCCUGUUGACAUUAUUGACAUAUGUUGAAUAACAUCCUGCUGUCUUGGUAGUCCCUUUGAGUUCAGCAAGAUCUGCUUGGAAGCAAGAUGGAUGAAGGUUUUUGAACUCUUACUACUAUUUUCUUCAAGAGGUGGCUUUAUAUCUGGCAGUGUUGGUUUGUAUUUGUGAAAUAUUUGAAAAAAACUGUGAAGUUCACUUGGUCUUGGGAAACCCAACACUUGAGAGAUCCUAACUUUCCCAACAGUUGGCAAAACACAUUCCCUUUUCAGGUACCAGUACUAUUUAAGUUUGGAGUUAGUGUAUUUCUUCUUCAGUAAUAUUUUUGUUUGUAUAGUUCAAGUAGCAAUAACUGUAGGAGUGGAAGCUUGCUUCUGCAGAACCAAAGCUCUUCAUGAGUGCAGCUCAAUCUCAUUCUUGUGGAUUGACGUUCCACUGAAUCCCAUAAAAGCACUUUGAAGCAGAUAGUAAAUACUGCAAGCUUUUCCUGAGCCACUUCGAAGAAGCACAAGGAUUAUCACAGGUUACGGUGGUUGACUUUGCAGUACUGGUAGAGGCUUUCAUUUUGCAUGUUGAAAUUCAUUUUACACACUUAAAUGCUGCUUUGCAUCAGCUUUCUUUCAAGACAAGCACAGAUUAAAACAAAUCCUGAUAAGUUCUGAGGAAAUACUGUAAAACAUUUUCCAAAAUGAAAUGCCAGUUACCUUGAGCCUUGUUCCAUGUCCGUUUGAGCCAGUAGCAUUCCGAUAUUCUGACUUGCUAAGGAAUAUCUACAGAUGUGUUAAGUUUGAAGCAGUAGUUUGCAAUAGCAUUGCAGAUUAUAAGGUAGCUUGAAACUGUGAAUACAGGACAUUCUGAAUGUAAGUUAGGUACUAGAGAACAUGUACUUGUUUCAAUUAAUUUAUCUCAGUCUCUUUAUUAGCAAUGUUAAGGUAUUUGAAAGAGGACAAAAAAUGACUGAGCUCUAGAAACAUCCUGUAGUAGUUUUGACUGUGACUUGCCAAGAAGAUACUCUGUUGCCUUUAUGUUAAGCUAAGGGCAUGAAUGCCAAAAUUAAUAAUUCUUACUGUAGCUAAACCUAUAUUGUAAAUAUAAAGAGGAUUAUUAGUAAUGGCAUUCUUGCAUAAAUAGCAUCAAGUCAAUAGACCAUAGUGGCCUGGUUGCUUUUGUAAAGCAGAAUAGUGUGAAUUUUUCUUCUCAUUUCUGCAGUCAGAUCUGGCUAAUUCCUGCCUAAUUUCUUAGGUCACCUAAGCAUGAAAGAUUUCUGAAUGAUAACUAGUCUCUUUUCACAUAAUUUUUAAUUCCUUCAUUUAUACUUCUUGAUUUGAAUUUUAAAAAGACUUACCAAAUUUGCAUUAACCAGGUCUGACUGUAUGUGUAUAUACAACAGUGUAAAUAACCAUUUGUAAAUUAGUGUGAAUUGUAUUGUAUCUUGCAUUUAUGGACUUGUGUAUUGCAUUGUAUUCUCUCCUAUUUUGUAGAAAUUUUGAUGUAAAGAAGAAAUCUAACUGUGUGCAGACUUCUUUUGUUAAAUUGACCUGUAACAAAUCAUAAUAGUUUUAUGUUAAGGUACCCAUUUAUAGCCUUGGGCAUCCAGUGUUUUUUUCCUGUUAGCUUUUUUGGCAUCUUGCUCUUGGGAAUGAUUCUGGGAAUAAAGGAAUUUUUACAGUACUAAAAUGAAGAGAAAGUGUAUUCUAAUAAUAGGGCAGACUGUGUCAGAGGUACAUGUGGUACCUGUGGCAUAGGGAAAGCUGUUAAAAUUGUUUAUUUAAAUUUCCAAGAAAUUCCUAUACAUUCUUGAAUGCUGGUGACUUCUAAACAUAAGCAUGUUGAAUUGAAGUACUCUUAAAGUGUGCGUUCCCACGGUGACAGCAAUUGAGUUAGUUGUGAUAGAAGUCCCCCAACUUAAAUGUUUUUCGUGGAUAUAGCCUUAUAAUAGAAUUAGAUGCUAACUUGUAAAUGCUUAUGCUAAAUGCCCAAAUCACUAAAAUAGUUCUGCCAGUCAUUUUCCAACACUAGAACUACUAGUAGCCCCAUCAGACUAUUUGAAAUUUACCUGAGGUAUUUUCCCUGUGUGCCAUUCUCUCUCCCCGCCCCCCCCCCCCCCCCCCCCCCCCCCGUGCCCACAACUGUACUUCAGUAGGGGAAACAUGAAUAGAAAAGAUUCCUUUCCAUACUUAAUUAUCACAGUUUCCUUUUUCACUAAAAUCGUGGUCUGUUAUGUCAGUACAUAACUGCUCAUCAGAAUUUUUUUAAGUAGGAAGUCCCUUUCUGAAGAGGCUUUUAAUCUUGGAAGCAUAGAUGUAAUGAAGCAUAGUUUUCCCCAAAUGCUUGACUAUAUUUCAUUACUGUUGCCUUUUGCUGUCUGUUUUGAAUUCCAUAGUGUCCUUCAAGCUGUUAGUUUAUUCCUGUCACUGCGGUGUUUAAUAACUGCUGGAAAAUACUGGUGUGCAAAUCUCAUUGUCCAUCUGACAAAUUGAUCUUGAUACAGGUUGUACAUCCUGUCAGCUUUACCUGCACUGGAUGAAAGGUAUGCAUGGUUAUCAGUGUUGACACUUGAAGUUAGAAGAGUCCUGGGAACUGAGUUUAUCAAAGCUGUGUUAGUAAAGAGGAGGGAUGGGCUCAGUAAAUAUAAGUAAAAGGAAAUUGUACAUGUGGAAACUCAUGCUUAAGCUUUUGAUGUAGCAAGGUAUUGGACAAUGGUUAAGGACAAGAGCAAAUUGUAAAGUUUGUUUCAAAAUGAAGUUCAGGUUUUUUUAAAAGUCUUUGGUAGCUAACAGAAUCUCACAAAAUACUAUUUUGUUACUUCUACAAAAAAAAAAAAAAAACAAACAUUAAAACAAAUUUGGGUAACUUUCUGAUUAAACAAAACUUUGUUCUGUAGCCCAGUGGAAUAUCAUCUCUUGCUUGGGGUAGUCCUUCCUGUUGUUUGCCGAGGAGGUUGACCACGUUUUACCCAUCUGCGUUUGAGGUUCCUGUCUAUUCUUUGUUUUUGUAUUGUUUAGUGCUCUUGGAUGCAUUGUAAGGUGUGGUAGAUUACUAAACUACUGGAAUUAGCAACUGUCUCGUAUCAUCUUUUCCACACCAGGCUGGUUGGAAUGGUAGUAGAACAGAAAGCAUUUGAUCAGACCUUGACACAAAGCAAGGCUGAUGUUGAGCAGUUUUGCAGCUGAUGCUCUUCCCCUCUUUUUAUUACUGUGGACUGCAAGCUGAUUGUUUUCAUUCGUUGUGAAAGACACAAACAGCCAUGGCCUUUGGUCUUGAGCAAGGUAGGUGUUCUGUUAGCCAACCACACAACUUUUAAGAAAGAGGCUUUCAGCAGCAGUUGGGACAUAUUGGAAGAAAGCUAAAUUUGUGGCACUUAGACCUCUGGAGUGGAAAGGAAAAUGUGUGAAACGUUUGCAUGUGCUGGGUGUAUGGAGGUGCUCUGUCAUAAUGAUGUGGUGAGACACUGGAAAAAGCAUUGUUUGGUUUUUUAAUUUUUUUAUUUCCAAAAGUGACUUUUGCAAUUGAUCUGAUCUGUAGAGAUUAAUUUCCUGUGAUUAGGAAAUGAGUCAGCCUGGGGAAGAGAGAAGAAACAUUUCAAAAGAUUAUUAAACCCCAAAACAACCCCAUGCAGUUGAUUAAUCUGCAACACUUAAGUGUGUGUUGGGAUUUUCUGUUUAUUUAAUAGUGUAAGUGGUAGUCUGCACAAGUCCUUUAUUUAAUGGUUUUAUUAUUAUUGUGAAAUGUCAGAAAACUGACUGGAAUGGCCCUGAAGCCUGUUAUGAUCUUAGAACAGGUGGCCAUACUUCACCAGAUUACCAAACUUCUGGUUCACGAUUUUUAUAUUAGCUGUUUUUGAAGCCUUCUAAAAUUGUUGAGCUGCUGUCUCAGGUUCCCUAUGUUGUGGAACCUAAUGGGGUUCCCAAAUAUGUUUGAUUUGAUGUUUACAGAGAAAUGACAGAGAAAACUUGGUGGAAAUUAAAAGUUGUGUGAACAUUUAGAAAGCAAAUUACUUGAAAUCUAACAAACUUUGAAAAUAAACGCUGAAAUAACUUCAGGUACUGCACCAGCCUAUUUUUGUGGUAUUGCAACUGUUUUUUCUGUGUUAAGGUUUUUUUUUCCCCAUGCAAAAAACAAGGUGAAAAAGACCAUGUAAAAGAAACAAGAAAAAUGUAUACAAUGCCAUAAAAUGCAGCGUGAACUGGAAAAAAGUAUAUGUUUCUCAGCUUUGGUAGUAGUAGUUCUUAAGUGUUUUUAAAAAAUGGUAGGUGUCCAAGUCUUCAGUGUGAAGGGUUUUUUUUUUGUUUUGGUUUUUGUUUUUUCCUAGAAAUGUUUCUUUUAAUAUUUUGUAUCUCAGAUGCAGUCUGUGGUAGUUAAUAAUGCUGCUUUGUACACAAGUGCUUUGAAUAGUCUCAGCACUGAGAAUGUAUCCAAUCUUAAAUAUGACUUAGAUUCAUUGGUUCUGUCUCAAGCCUCUUAGUCCAGCUGUCUAAAAACCUUUAGAUACUUGCAGAAACAGGGCCAUAGCAUAUUAGGGAUAUAUGCCAUUUUGUGGUUUUUUGUUACUGCAUAUUUUUCAGUGUUCUUUUAAACACAAGUCCCAUUUAUGUCCUGUGAAUAAAAGAAGCUCAAUUUCCAAAUAAACCUUUAUCACCUUCCAGCACUGUCAUCCCCCCCAAAAGUCCCAUGAUCCUUCUUGUAUGUUGUGGAAUUAGAUGCAUCAUUUAUCCAUCGGAGUGAAUUGUAUUUCUUUUCAACUAAAUGUUAUUGAAGCUAUUAUAAGGCCUUCUACCACUGAUUAAAUGAUGUACCUUUCAAAGAGAUUUAUAUUGUGUAAAUAAUUUCAAAUUGCAACAAUAAAGUUUGUUUCUAACUGCA